Messenger RNA from Cladocopium goreaui, 435 nucleotides. Lineage: Eukaryota; Dinophyceae; Suessiales; Symbiodiniaceae. The record is from the annotation of a GenBank genome assembly.
AGUAGCGUGCCAUGUUCGGGGACCGCUGAGAGUCCCAGAAACACGGCCGCCACCAGAUUUGGGGAUCCUCCAGCGGUAUGCGCCUGGAGUACUGGUCUUCGGUGCUGAGUACUGCGGCCCUUGCAAGGUCUUCUGCAAGCGGCUGAAAGGUUUGGACCUCGAGGAGGGAAAGCAUUGGCACUACGUCGAUGCGGAAGACUUCAGCCCCAAUGGUGGUGCUGAGCUCCUUGAUGUCGUUGGGAUUCCCUUCGCUCCGCUGCCCCUCUUGGCUGUGCUGAACUCGAAGGGCGAACGAAGCUUGUUGCGCGCCGGCCAGGAGCUGCUUCAAGCAGGCAACACGGAGUUGAGAUCCUGGUUUGAUGGCAGCUACAGCACGCCCGAAAAGACACGUCCUGCGGUCUGCUACUGGCACCCUGUCCGUGAUGCCAGAACAAA